GCCGGGGGCAUGAGCGGCCCCGCGGUCCCGCCGCGCCCCCGCCGCCCGCCGCCGCCCGCCCGGGGCUAGAGGCGGCCGCCGGGAGGGCGCGCGGCGCCGGAGACAUGUCCAGGAGGAAACAGAGCAACCCCCGGCAGAUCAAGCGUUCCCUUGGAGACAUGGAGGCCAGAGAGGAGGUGCUGUUGGCAGGUGCCAGCCACGUGGAGCAGAAGGCCACAGCACCUGAAGCCCCGAGCCCUCCCAGUACAGAUGUUAACUCACCCCUGCCACCGCCGUCCCCCACGUCCCCAGGAGGCCCCGAGGAGCUGGAGGGACAGGAACCAGAUCCCAGGCCCAGGGAGGAAGAAGAGCCACGCAGCCCCUGGACCGGGCCAGACGAGCUGGAACCGGUGGUGCAGCAUGGGCAGAGGCAUGUGCGGGCCCGACUCAGCCUCGCCACGGGCCUGUCCUGGGGCCCAUUCCACGGGAGCGUCCAGACCAGAGCCUCGUCCCCCGGGCAGGCAGAGCCGAGCCCAGCCCUGACCCUGCUGCUGGUGGAUGAGUCUUGCUGGCUGAGGACGCUGCCCCAGGCCCUGACCGAGGCCGAGGCCAACGCAGAGAUCCACAGGAAGGAUGACGCGCUCUGGUGCAGGGUCACCAAGCCGGUGCCCGCCGGGGGACUCCUGAGCGUGCUCCUCACAGCUGAGCCCCGCAGCACCCCCGGCCACCCUGUGAAGAAGGAGUCAGCAGAGCCCGCAUGCCCGGUCCCCGCACAUGACCUCCAGCUCCUGCCGCAGCAGGCCGGGAUGGCCUCCAUCCUUGCUACUGCAGUGAUCAACAAAGACGUCUUCCCCUGCAAGGACUGUGGCAUCUGGUACCGCAGCGAGCGCAACCUGCAGGCACACUUGCUGUACUACUGCGCCAGCCGCCAGGGCGCCGGCUCCCCGGCCACCGCCGCCUCGGAAGAGAAGCCCAAGGAAGCCUACCCCAACGAGCGCGUCUGUCCCUUCCCCCAGUGCCACAAGAGCUGCCCCAGCGCCAGCUCCCUGGAGAUCCACAUGCGCAGCCACAGCGGAGAGCGGCCGUUCGUCUGCCUGAUCUGCCUGUCGGCCUUCACCACCAAGGCCAACUGCGAGCGCCACCUCAAGGUGCACACGGACACACUGAGCGGGGUCUGCCACAGCUGUGGCUUCAUCUCCACCACAAGGGACAUCCUCUACAGCCACCUGGUCACUAACCACAUGGUCUGUCAGCCGGGCUCCAAAGGUGAGAUCUACUCUCCAGGGGCCGGACAGGCAGCAACGAAGCUGGCCCCAGACAGUCUUGGCAGCCUCCAACAGCACUCGGCCCUGCACGGCCCACUGGCCUCCACGGACCUGGGCCUGGCGCCCACCCCAUCACCAGGACUGGACAGGAAGGCCCCGGCCGAGGCCACCAACGGAGAGGCCAGGGCGGCCCCCCAUAAUGGAGGCAGCAGCGAGCCCCCGGCGGCCCCCAGGAGCAUCAAGGUGGAGGCGGCGGAGGAGCCGGAGGCGGCCCGCGCCCCGGGCCCCGGAGAGUCUGGACCCCACGCCCCGUCGCGGACGCCGUCACCGCACAGCCCCGCCCCCCACAAGGCGAAGGCUGCUGAGCUGUCCAGCCCCACGCCGGGCUCCAGCCCGGUGCCCAGCGAGCUGGGCCUGGCGGGGACCCUGUUCCUGCCGCCGUACGUGUUCGGAUCUGACUCGGCACCCCCGGCCCCCGCGGCGCCCCCAGCCUCGGAGAUCCUGGCCAAGAUGUCUGAGCUGGUGCACAGCCGGCUGCAACAGGGCGCGGGAGCGGGCGGGGCGCAGGCCGGGCUCUUCGCGGGGGCCCCCAAGGGCGCCACGUGCUUCGAGUGCGAGAUCACCUUCAGCAACGUCAACAACUACUACGUGCACAAGCGCCUCUACUGCUCGGGCCGCCGCGCGCCCGAGGACGCGCCCGCCGCGCGCAGGCCCAAGGCACCCCUCGGCCCGGCCCGCGCGCCCCCCGGGCCGCCCGCCGAGCCGGACGCGCCGCGCUCGUCGCCGGGCCCCGGAGCGCGCGAAGACGGAGCCGGGGGCGCGGCCACGCCCGAGGACGGCGCCGGCGGCCGGGGCAGCGAGGGCAGCCAGAGCCCGGGCAGCUCCGUGGACGACGCGGAGGACGACCCCAGCCGCACGCUGUGCGAGGCCUGCAACAUCCGCUUCAGCCGCCACGAGACCUACACCGUGCACAAACGCUACUACUGCGCCUCGCGCCACGAGCCGGCGCCACGCCGCCCCGCCGCGCCCCCUCCACCCGCGCCCGUGCGCACGCGCAGGCGUCGCAAACUCUACGAGCUGCACGCGGCGGCCGGCGCCCCGCCCCGCCCGCCGCCCGGCCACGCCCCCGCGCCCGAGUCGCCGCGCCCCGGAAGCGGAAGUGGCUCCGCGCCCGCCCCCACGCGUUCCCCAGGCCCCGCGGCCGACGGCCCCAUCGACCUGAGCAAGAAGCCGCGGCGUCAGCCCCCCGGAGCCCCGGCGCCCGCGCUGGCCGACUACCACGAGUGCACGGCCUGCCGCGUGAGCUUCCACAGCCUCGAGGCCUACCUGGCGCACAAGAAGUACUCGUGCCCCGCCGCGCCGCCGCCCGGCGCGCUCGGACUGCCCGCCGCCGCCUGCCCCUACUGCCCCGCCAACGGCCCGGUGCGCGGGGACCUGCUGGAGCAUUUCCGCCUGGCGCACGGCCUGCUGCUCGGCGCGCCCCUGGCCGGCCCGGGGGUCGAGGCCCGGACGCCGGCCGACCGCGGCCCCUCUCCCGCGCCCGUUCCCGCCGCCUCCCCGCAGCCCGGGCCCCGCGGCCCCCGGGACGGCCUCGGCCCGGAGCCCCAGGAGCCGCCGCCCGGCCCGCCCCCGUCCCCGGCCGCCGCGCCCGAAGCCGUGCCGCCCCCGCCGGCGCCCCCCUCCUACUCGGACAAGGGCGUGCAGACUCCCAGCAAGGGCGCGCCGGCGCCCCUGCCCAACGGCAACCACCGGUACUGCCGCCUCUGCAACAUCAAGUUCAGCAGCCUGUCCACCUUCAUCGCCCAUAAGAAGUAUUACUGCUCCUCGCACGCUGCCGAGCACGUGAAGUGAGCGCCCACACUACAGCCGCAGACGCUUUGCACGCCCCCGGGGAGGCAGGGGGACCGCCCCCAGGCCGCAGGGGACUCUCGCUCCCGGGAACCCCACCAAGCACUGGCCUCAGCAGAGGGGCCGCAGGGGGCAGUGCCCGCCUGGACCCUUGGCACUUAAUAAACAAGUCGAGUUUGUUGAGCA
Saimiri boliviensis boliviensis (Bolivian squirrel monkey) is the source of this 3278-nucleotide messenger RNA. It is a transcript of the gene ZFPM1, whose product is annotated as zinc finger protein, FOG family member 1. NCBI's taxonomy places the organism in Eukaryota, Metazoa, Chordata, Mammalia, Primates, Cebidae. Gene Ontology annotation, cellular component: nucleus. Gene Ontology annotation, molecular function: RNA polymerase II-specific DNA-binding transcription factor binding. Gene Ontology annotation, biological process: negative regulation of transcription by RNA polymerase II; megakaryocyte differentiation; heart development. The record is from RefSeq and is a predicted model, not a curated record.